UUCGGAAGACCAACAUGACAUGUGAUGCGAGGACUCUUACGGACGAGUGAUUAUCACCUGACGUGUCUUGUACACAGCCAGAGCUAUGAAUGGAGGAAAAGACUGCGAGGGAGGGGAGAGGGAGGGGCAUCCGCCCCCGGCGCAGGUGCCCAUAGGCUGGCAGCGCAGGGUGGACCACACUGGGGUGGCCUACAUAAGCCCCAGUGGCUCAGUGCUGUCCUGCCUGGAGCAGGUAAAGAGCUACCUGCUGACCGACGGGACGUGCAAGUGUGGCCUGGAGUGUCCCUUAAUCCUCCCUAAGGUGUUUAAUUUCGAUCCCGGGGCUGCUGUCAAGCAGAGGACUGCGGAGGACGUGAAGGCUGACGAGGAUGUCACCAAGCUAUGUAUCCACAAGAGGAAGAUCAUCGCCGUGGCAACUCUGAACAGGAGCAUGGAAUCACCGCAUCCUUCUCUAGUUCUGACCAGUCCUGGUGGCGGCACAAGUGCAGCGCCAGUGGUCUCUACAUGUUCAGCGACCCCGCGAGCAAUAAGGAACACAUCACAUGAGGUUCCACCCAAUUCUUUGGCCCCCGACUGCAAGAACCCCUUCCGGAUGAUGAUGGCGGGACAGCGGCACUUCCAGCUGGAGCAGGAGAUAUACGGAAGCCAUUCCCGAUCGCGGCUUGGCAGCGGCGAUCAGGGGCACAGGUCCCCGUACCGCACCCCGCACGCCGGGAUGCUGAGCCCCACCUCCUACGGGGACGGCUCGGCGUCCCCCAGGACAGACCGUCUGGGGAGCCCGGACAUGUUCGGCCGGUGCGUGCCCGGAGGUUUCCACAGCACCGGCAGCCCCAGCCCUCUCCACGGCAACAGCAGGACGGCGCUGUCCUCCCCGCCGGGCCUCCCGUUCCAGGGCUCGCCCGUUAGCCAGUCGUCCUGCGCCCUGGCAGGAAGGACUAGCGUGCCCCUGUCUCCCACCGUCACCGCCAAAAGCCCCAUCAUGAAGAAAGCCUGCAGCGGUUUCCCCCCUAGCAUUGAGCUGCGAGGCAUCCCCCACCACCCGCCCCCGCACCCGCGCCCCUCCUGCGCCCUCCAGAAGCAGCACGUGACCUCCGAGAAGGACCCGCUGGGCAUCCUGGACCCCAUCCCCAGCAAGCCCUCUGGUCAGAGCCCCGUCACCGGCCUGAACCCCAGCUUCCAGCCCGGCGUCCACUCUCAGGUACCAGCCAUGAAUGUAACCAUGCCGCCGGCCAUCGUGCCCCUGCCCAGCAACCUGCCCCUGCCCACGGUAAAGCCCGGGCACGUCGGCCACGCCAACCACGCCGGCCACGCGCAGAGGGCCCAGCACGUGGCCUCCGCCUCGGUCUCGCCCUCGCCCGUCACCUCCCCGGUGCAUGCGAUGGGGCCGGCGGUCAGCAGAGUAGAAGCGUCACCUCAGAGGUCGCGCUCCUCUUCCACCUCCUCCGACCACGGGAGCUUCGCCAUGCCCCCCGGGCCACAAGCCCCCUGUGGGGGCGUGAAGGCGCCCCCCAGGUCCCCUCGGCCCUCCAUGCCCCCCAGCCCCUCCAGCAAGCCUGACGCCCUGCUCCAGUACAAAGACGUCCCCGGCCAGCUGCUGUCGGGGAUAAGCAGUACAAUGAACAGCAGUCAGCCCGGCGCCAUGCUUCCUCCCCAGAAGAACCACCCGGGGCUGCUGGGAAUGCCCCUCAACCACAUCCUGAAUCAGCAUAACUCCGCCUCCUUCCCAGCCAGCAACCUCCUGUCUGCAGCAGCCAAAGCCCAGCUGGCCAAUCAGAGCAAACUGACCGGCAGCAGUAACAAUGGAGGGAGUGUCGGAGGCGGAGGUGCUAGUAAUAACAAUGGUAACCUCCCCUCUGCUGGCUGCGGAGGACACGCGGAAGGGCACGGCACUUUAAACUCUGUGUUCACUCCAAAUCCCAGCAUGCCUCUGGGCAUGAGCGAGGGGCAGAGCGGGCGGGCGGCGCUGCGGGACAAGCUGAUGGCCCAGCAGAGGGACCAGCUGCGCAAACGCAAGCAGCCCGACGGCGACGGCGUCUUCAGCAUGCUGAAGUCGCAGGUGGGCGGGGCCAGGCCGCCGGGACCCGCGGAGCAGCUGAGGAAGGCGCACGUGCGGCCAGGCGGGCUCCCGCCCAACACCUCCAUGGCCCAGCUGCUCCAGUCCAUGAGCUACCAGAGCUCUCAGUCCUCUGGGAACAGCGCUUCCGGCUGUCUGGGGGCUGCGCAGACCGGGAGGGCCUCUGGCCAGCUGCGCUUCGGGGACGGGGCCAGGCACCCCCAGCAGCCCCUGCAGGUGCCGCAGGGGCUUCCCGGCAGGGGGCAGGGCCAGCGUCCCCACGGCAUGGAUGGAGGGAUGGCGCACGGGGCGGGCCACGAGCAGUUCAGCCCCAUGGACCAGAUGCAGGCCAGCUCUGCGCUGGGGCACAGCAGGCAGGUGACCCUCAGAAACUGCUCGCUGGGUCACAUCGACCCCCGCUCACAACAGCUAUCCCACCACCACCAACACCAACACCACCACCCCCACCACCCAGCGCAGGGGCACCCUCACGCCCUGGGGCAGGUCGCCGCGGCCACCAUGGCCCCCAGCACUAACGGAGGCAGCUGCACGCAGGCCGUCUCUGAAACGGGUAAUGCUCUUAGCUGCGGUCUGAACAACCGUCAGCGGGGCGACUUCCAGUCUCUCAACCCCAACAGCCAGAUGUUCCCGCAGCAGGAGCCCCAGGGUGUGCUCGCCCGGCAGGGUGUGCUCGCCCGGCAGGGUGUCCCGGGGUUCCAGGCCCCGCAGCCUUUCCCCCACAACUCCUCGCCUAGCCCCAUGGCCUGCCUCUUUCAGAACUUCCAGGCAAGUGUGCCCGAGAGUGUCUUAGCCCCCAGUACGCAGAUGUACAGCCAGUCCAGGAUGACAUCACUUCCUGACACCUCGGGAGGGAUGCCCCUGCCGCAGUUCCAGGACGGCCUGCGUGAGCCGCAGCCUCAGAGCAUGGGCCCAGCUAAGGCGGGGAACGAGGGCGAAUCGGUGGACGCCAUCUACAGGGCGGUGGUGGAUGCGGCAAGUAAGGGAGUGCAGGUGGUCAUCACCACCACGGUCAGCAGCCCGACGCAGAGCAGGCCCGUCCCGACACUGAGCGCCAUGAGUGCCUUCACCGCCUCCGUGGGGGGCCCCGGCAACCUGCCCCACACCGUCAGCACCGUCGUCCGCGGCCGACGGGACCCCCCCUUCCAGGAGGCGGAACCCCGGUCGCAGCCCUGCCAGCAGCAAGCCCAGGCUGGCUGCCCCCGCAAGAGCUCGGUCCAGGGCAAGAGCGCCCCCGAUGGCGGGGAGGCUCAGGACUAUUUCAGGUUCCCGGGUACCCCGCGGAGGCAGUGGGACGGAGAGGCGCUGCCGGGGACGGAUGGCCACCACGCUUUGUGGCGGGGGGAGGAGUUCCUGGAGUGCUCCGCCCACGUCCGGAGCAGCCCUCGCACGGAGAACUUCAACAGCCCGCCUCCGUCGCUGCCCCGCCCGGCCGAGCCUCCACACACGCCGCUGGCGCCCGGCGACAAGACCUUCCCCGACGACAGCUACCGCUUCAACAACUGCCAGAGGACGGCGGUCAGCGUGAAGGAGCGGCUGGAGCAGACAGCGGAGCGCUGCGCCCACAUGAACGGCGGCCCCCUGCCGAUGGGCAGGGUGUACAGGGACGUGCUGGGCCCGCCCAGGCACGACCCCGCCUCCGAGGACCAGUCCCCCAGCUCGUCCUCCACCAGCCUGGAGGGAUCCCUGGCUAAGGACUACGUGCACUACAACGGCCACUACAACGGCUGUGUGCCCAGCCCCUCCGACACCAAGAGCCUGAGCAGCGAGGAGGACCUGCGCCACCCGGACUCGCCCUCCUCCAAUGACUUUCUGCACAUCCGCCCCAGGACGUUUCACAUGGGCGAGCUGGUCUGGGGUCAGAUCAAGGGCUUCCCCCCGUGGCACGGCAAGCUGGUGGGCGAGGAGCAGGUGCACAACCCCGGGAUGCACAAUAGCGAGCAGGGCAAGGUGGACCCAGGGAAGCUGAGGACGCUAACAGAAGACCUGGAGGCGCUCAACAGGGCUGCCAAGAGGAACAGAAAAGGUGGGAAACUGAAUAAUCAUUUAGAAGCUGCUAUACACGUGACCAUGAGCGAGCUAGACAAAAUGUCAGGAAGUGUUCACCAAAUGCCACCAAGAGACAGACAGGUGAAGCCCCCGAAACCCAAGAGGAGGAAGAUCUCCAGAUAACAUUGAAUGUGUCGGUGCUCAGUCCAGUACCCAGGCGCAGAACUGUGUACAUACUGAGUUUUAACCAUCUGACUUGACUUCCACCCCUCACCUGGUGCUGCAGUCAAAAGUGGUACAGUGUUUUUCAACCUUACCCUCACCCUCCAUCCAAGACACAGACUGACACAGGGGGUGCAGGGUGAACCAGUCAGAGAACUGUUUAA
Megalops cyprinoides (Indo-Pacific tarpon) is the source of this 4446-nucleotide messenger RNA. RefSeq names its product methyl-CpG-binding domain protein 5-like. Gene Ontology annotation, cellular component: nucleus; chromocenter. The record is from RefSeq and is a predicted model, not a curated record. The transcript has 9 exons. Lineage: Eukaryota; Metazoa; Chordata; Actinopteri; Elopiformes; Megalopidae. Bases 86 to 4243 code for a protein of 1385 amino acids. Gene Ontology annotation, molecular function: DNA binding; chromatin binding.